UUACUCCGGCCUUCCUUCCUUCAGUUCCUUCUUCUAUUCGGAUCUACUUGACAAACUGACGACGGUAUACGCGACGCGUUGAUCGAUCGGUCGGACAUGUCGUUUCUAUACAGGCAGGAGAUAAAAUCGCUGCAGGACGGCAUGCCGAACACUUUCGUAAUCGGCGUGAUUAUAAACAGCACGAACGUGAGAACGUUCGACGCCACUCAAGCCAGGUUUAGCAAUGGCGAACGUAGCGUGUGGACAUUUACUUUGCGCGACUCCGAGGAGGAUUUUAUUAACGUCACCGUGUGGGGUGGCACGGAAUUCGUGAAGAAAUUAUCGACCACGUUUAACAUCGGGUCCGUAGUGGAGGUGAUAAGUGCGAAAAUCGUAAAACGCAAUCCCAACGAUAGGAACGAGCAAUUCUCGCCGUCGACUUCCAGCCCUUUCACCCUAAUUGUGAACGAGGGUACGGCCCUUGUACAGAAUCACGACGCGCCGACUCGCAAAGGAUACGAGGAUCUACUAACGCGGCCCGUAAAAAGCGUGACCUCCGCGAAAAGCCUGAAAACGAUUUUGGACAACAUAGAGGCACUGUGCGAUCGUUUUGUCGACCUUCUGGUGGUCGUUACGUUUAUCGCUGACGCGCGUCAUAUAAUGACACGGGACGGACGAGCUCUAACGUGUCGCAGUUUCGAGAUCGCGGACGGAUCGACGGACAAUACGGUGUCGUUGAUGCUGUGGGAUAAGGACUGGAUCGAGAGAUCGGCCCUUUGGGAACCGAAGAAGACAAUGCUGUUCCUGAUUGACGCUCGCAUUGCAUUUGACGAAUAUAAAAAGAAAACGACGUUGAGUAUCUCAAGACGAACGUUGAUCACGGAGUGUCUAAACGUACCGCAAGCCGUAGAUAUUAUGACCGCAGUGCAACAUUAUGAUCCUGAUUCCGUAUGUAGCGACCCGUUCGCC
Molecule: messenger RNA, 948 nt
Organism: Temnothorax curvispinosus
Lineage: Eukaryota; Metazoa; Arthropoda; Insecta; Hymenoptera; Formicidae
Product: meiosis-specific with OB domain-containing protein-like
Exons: 5
Biological process (GO): resolution of meiotic recombination intermediates
Molecular function (GO): single-stranded DNA binding; single-stranded DNA 3'-5' DNA exonuclease activity
Source: RefSeq, a predicted model, not a curated record